This is a messenger RNA of Vigna angularis (adzuki bean), 1779 nucleotides long. Its product is annotated as sulfite exporter TauE/SafE family protein 4. NCBI's taxonomy places the organism in Eukaryota, Viridiplantae, Streptophyta, Magnoliopsida, Fabales, Fabaceae. The coding region runs from base 87 to 1505 and encodes 472 amino acids. Gene Ontology annotation, biological process: protein ubiquitination. The transcript is spliced from 12 exons. The record is from RefSeq and is a predicted model, not a curated record. Gene Ontology annotation, cellular component: Cul4A-RING E3 ubiquitin ligase complex; membrane.
GAUGUGGAGCACAACAAAAACAACACACAACAUAAACACAGUACAACUUUCAUUAAUCAUUAUCGUUUCAUCUUGUGUUCAUCACCAUGCUGAUGUCUUCACGAGGCUUCAUAGCUUAUCUCGUAUCUGCUUUCUCUUGUGCUGUUCUGUCUGCGCUUUUUCUCACCAACCAUUUUCAUCAUGGUCAAAAUUCACCUUUGCUAGCCUCCAGGUUGUCUGGAACUCUUCGAGUUUGGCCUGAUUUGCAGCCAAGUUGGAGACUUGUGUUGGCGACGGUUAUUGGGUUUGUUGGAUCAGCAUGUGGAACCGUUGGUGGGGUUGGAGGAGGAGGCAUUUUCGUUCCUAUGUUAAAUCUGCUUCUUGGCUUUGAUACUAAAUCUGCUGCUGCUCUUUCUAAAUGUAUGAUUAUGGGGGCAUCGGCAUCAUCGGUUUGGUUCAAUGUGAGAGUGCCUCAUCCAACGAAAGAGGUGCCCAUAUUAGACUAUGAUCUGGCGCUUCUGUUUCAGCCUAUGCUCAUGCUUGGAAUCACAGUUGGUGUUGCUCUCAGUGUUGUCUUCCCUUACUGGCUUAUUACUGUUCUUAUCAUCAUUCUAUUCAUAGGAACUUCUUCAAGGUCUUUCUUCAAAGGAAUCGGGAUGUGGAGGGAAGAGACUAUUUACAAGAGAGAAAAGACCAAGCAACGAGCGACUCUGAUUAAUUCCCACGAUGAAGAUAAGACAGGCACGUACACUUUCACAGUACUAUAUUUUCAUAUUAGAAUCGACACAAAAUGUGAGCCUUUGAUUCCUAGAGAAGAGAAGUCAACUGUGGAAAUUUUAUGUCUGAACCUUAGGUGGAAGAGGAUUCUGGUACUGGUUCUGGUGUGGGCUGGUUUCCUACUAGUUCAAAUCAUCAAGAAUGAUGUGGAGAGCUGCAGUAUAUGGUAUUGGGUGCUUUUUGGCUUGCAGUUUCCAAUUGCACUGUUGUUGUUUGGCUAUGAAGCAGUGAAGUUGUACAAGGAGCACAAAAGGAGGAUGAGCACAGGGAACUCUGAAUGCAUAUGUGGAGCUUCUAUAGAAUGGACUGCUGUGAACCUUGCAUUCUGUGCAUUGUGUGGCAUUGUAGGGGGAGUUGUUGGAGGCCUACUUGGUUCUGGAGGUGGAUUUAUUUUGGGCCCUCUUCUUCUAGAGAUUGGUGUCAUUCCUCAGGUUGCCAGUGCAACAGCAACAUUUGUGAUGAUGUUUUCCUCAUCUCUGUCUGUGGUUGAAUUCUACUUGCUCAAGAGGUUUCCCAUUCCUUAUGCAUUAUACCUCACCUCAGUUUCUAUUUUGGCUGGCUUCUGGGGCCAGUUUUUUGUGAGAAGAAUUGUUGCAUUUCUUGGAAGAGCAUCAAUCAUUGUAUUCAUCCUCUCUGGUGUCAUUUUUGCCAGUGCUCUCACAAUGGGUGUCGUUGGCAUUGAGAGCAGCAUUGAAAUGAUAAACAACCACGAGUUCAUGGGAUUCUUGGGAUUCUGUUCCAGCCAGUGAUAUAUCUUAUAUUAUCUUAGACUGCAUGAGAAAUAGAAAAAUCAAAUUUGGUGUGAAUGAAAAUGAAGUGUGAAGAACAAUGGCACUAACAAAUGUUGGUCAAUGCCUAGUUGACCACCAUGAACGUCAGUGUCAAUAAUAAAUAAGGCUUGUGAGAAUAAAUUUGUGGAUGAGUGUUAGCUCCUCGCUAACACGUAUAUCACAGUGGUUUCAGAUUUCUUAAAUUUGUGUAAAGAAAAAAGAAACAAUGGAAAUUAUAUCACUUUGUUUUAUA